Uloborus diversus is the source of this 648-nucleotide messenger RNA. Its product is annotated as zinc finger protein 25-like. The record is from RefSeq and is a predicted model, not a curated record. Gene Ontology annotation, molecular function: RNA polymerase II cis-regulatory region sequence-specific DNA binding; DNA-binding transcription factor activity. The annotation marks the transcript as partial. NCBI's taxonomy places the organism in Eukaryota, Metazoa, Arthropoda, Arachnida, Araneae, Uloboridae. Gene Ontology annotation, biological process: regulation of transcription by RNA polymerase II. The transcript has 2 exons.
AUGGUGGUACCAAGGAAAGGCAAUCAGCAGGAGAAGGUGUGCACUGUCUCGGACAUUCAGCGAAGUAUUGGAGAUAUGAAGGGUGUACUCUUUGCAAUGUACGCCUUCACAGAAUGUGACAAUGUACCAUCUAUCUACAAGAAGGGAAACAUUUCACCAUAUAGGAAAGUUGGCACUUUGAAAGUUCAUAUGAGGACACAUACGAAAGAAAAACCAUAUUCUUGUGAAAUUUGUAAAAAGUCUUUUUCUGAGAGUGGAAAUUUGAAAGUUCAUUUGAGGACACAUACAAAAGAAAAACCAUAUUCUUGUGAAAUUUGUCAAAAGGCAUUUUCUCAGCGUGGACAUUUCAAAAUCCAUUUGAGGACACAUACAAAAGAAAAACCAUAUUCUUGUGAAAUUUGUAAAAAGUAUUUUUCUAAGAGUGGACAUUUCAAAGUUCAUUUGAGGACACAUACAAAAGAGAAACCAUAUUCUUGUGAAAUUUGUAAAAAGUCUUUUUCUGUUAGUGGAAAUUUGAAAAUUCAUUUGAAGACACAUGCAAAAGAAAAGCCAUAUUCUUGUGAAAUUUGUAAAAAGGCAUUUUCUCAAAGUGGACAUUUCAAAAUCCCUUUGAGGACACAUACAAAAGAAAAACCAUAUUCUUGUGAA